GGUGGUUUCAUCAAAGCCAAGGCAAAUUGGGCUGGUGUGUGCAUGUAGUCAAUCCCAUAGAAGCACAUCGCGACCUCUCUCUGACCUCGCCUUUCCACCGGGCCCCUGUCACUUUAGAAUUUACUGCGGGUAGCACCGCUCAACUUCCGAAUGCGGACAGGCAGGAUAGCCCGUUUUGCAUUGCUCUCUAUGGAUGGGCGAGCAAGAUCCUCUUUAAGAGACAGUCCGUGAAACAGAAACACACACAUCACACAGUACGGGACGCGCAAGUAGGUGGGCGAUCCUUCCAUCUCACUAUCACGCGCCGGGAGGAAGAGAGAAAGGAAAAAGUUGAAUCGUCGCGCGCUCCGCUGCCCGGACACCUGGGAACAGUGGAGGUUCAGAGAGAGAGGAGAGGACGGGACGGACUCGCGCUGACAGGCUCAACUUGAACCAAGUUAAUUGUAUCCAGGGAUUAUGCCGGUGUCUACAUGACAAUAAGUGAGAGAGAGGAGCAAACGUCUUGUGGCUCGGAGAAAGGGAAAAUACACUGUAAAAUCCCAUGGCGUUUUCAGGAAAACAGGACAACCUACACAUGGAGCAAAAAUAAAUAGCCGAAACAUCUUCCAAUAUUUGCAGUUAUUUUUAAAACAAGAUAUUGGAGUUUUUAAUCAAACGACUUUUUCUUUAUCUCUGCAUACCUCGUAUUUGCAGACAUUUUCUAGAAGCACCAAGUGUGUAAAGGAGUUACCACGAUCUUGAACGGGUCGGGCCAUGCUAAGUUCUGCGUGGCUGCCAGUAAGCCUGAUAUCGGGAGCUGGCUAAAGCACAUCCAGUUUGCCCCCACGGCCCACCAGCACAACGUGACGCGGUGCCAGAUAGAUGAUCAGAUCUUCUACAGAGUGACCCGAGAGAUCCAACCAGGACAGGAGCUGCUUCUGUUCAUGAAGGCAGAGGAGUAUUCAUGUGACAUCAUGGCUCCUGAUAUGCAUGAGGAGAGACAGUAUCACUGUGAAGACUGCGACCAGCAAUUUGAGUCUCGUUCCGAGCUGCUGGACCACCAGAAGGUUCCCUGCGGGACACCGCCCUCUGCCUUCUUGGGGAACCCUGGCGGGGACAGCAGCGACCUGGAGGGUCCCGAGGGCCUAGAGCCCCACGAGCUGCACCCCAGUGACUUCCACCUGUCGCACAGCCUCAGCGACCACAACCAGGACGGCCCCCGGGAAUGUAGAGAAUGUGACCAGGUGUUCCCUGACGCCCAGAGUAUGGAAGCUCACUCUCUGUCUCACUCGGAGGAGAGAGAAUACAAGUGUGACCAGUGCCCCAAGGCCUUCAACUGGAAAUCCAACCUUAUCCGUCAUCAGAUGUCGCAUGACAGUGGCAAGCACUACGAAUGUGAAAACUGCACCAAGCAGGUGUUCACAGACCCCAGUAACCUGCAGAGGCACAUCCGCUCGCAGCACGUCGGGGCGCGGGCUCACGCCUGUCCCGACUGUGGGAAAACCUUUGCCACGUCCUCGGGCCUCAAGCAGCACAAGCACAUCCACAGCAGUGUCAAGCCCUUCAUAUGUAAGUCACUCAGACCCUUCAUAUGCGAGGUGUGCCACAAGUCCUACACACAGUUCUCCAACCUGUGCCGUCACAAGCGCAUGCACGCCGACUGCCGCACCCAGAUUAAGUGUAAAGACUGCGGCCAGAUGUUCAGCACCACCUCAUCCCUGAACAAGCACCGCCGCUUCUGUGAGGGCAAGAACCAUUUCACAGCCGGCGGGUUGUUUGCGCACGCCCAGGGCAUGUCCCUCCCCGGUGCCCCCGGGGCCAUGGACAAGGCCAGUCUGGGCGGGAUGGGCCACAGCAGUGCCAGCCUGGCAGACUACUUUGGGAACCGUCACCACAGCGGCCUGACGUUCCCCGCCGCCCCUGGCUUCCCCUUUAGCUUCCCAGGCCUGUUCUCCUCCGGACUGUACCACCGACCGCCCCUCAUCCCGGCCACCUCCCCAGUCAGACGACCCCCUGGUCCAGGUACGGAGCACAACAAGAGCCCUCUCCUGUCACCCAGCCCUGGAGCCCAGGAGGCCAGAGACUUGCUCAAGAACCUCCGCAAGGAGGUGUCACCCGACAGUGAGACACCACAGGGGGUGGAGCAGCGACCGGCCCAGGGCCCUUCUUCCAAGCAGAGGCAUGGCGGUGGCAAGAUGAGCGACCAGUCUGAGAGCAGUGACCUGGACGACGUGAGCACGCCCAGCGGGAGUGACUUGGAGACUACGUCAGGAUCGGAGCUGGAGAGCGACAUGGAGAGCGAGGGCCAACGGGAGAGGGCCCCCCGGGAGAAUGGGAAGGGGCCCAAGAGGAAGGCGGGCGGAGGCCCCAACUGCCCCACCCCGCUGAACAGUAACCACACCAACGAGUUCCCUGUCGGCUCUGCCCUGUACCCCCCCUCGCUGGACGAGCACACGGCUGUCUCUGGAGCAGUGAACGACUCCAUCAAGGCCAUUGCCUCGAUCGCUGAGAGGUACUUUGGCUCCACGGGGCUGGCGGGCCUGCAGGACAAGAAGGUGGGGGCACUGCCCUAUCCCUCCAUGUUCCCUCUGCCCUUCUUCCCAGCUUUCUCCCCGCCUGUCUACCCCUUCCAAGAGAGGGAGCUAAGACCUCCAGGCCUCAAGGGGGAGCCCCCAUCCCAACCUGAUGAACCCACCAAGAAAGGCCAGAGCAGGACCUCUGAGUCACCCUUUGACCUCACCACCAAGCGCAAGCAAGAAGAUAAGAUCCCAGCCCCCUUCACCUCAAACUCCAAACCAGAGGCUUCCUCGCAUUCUACCAAUCAGGACCAGCCACUGGAUCUGAGCAUGGGCGGCACCAGGAACCGCAGCAGUAGCCGUGCCCCCAGAGGGGAGGAGUCUAAGAGUAAUCAUAUGUUUGGAGAAGACAAGGCAGGGGUGGAGCUUCCUAAAGCUGAUACCUCUCUGCAGCAUGCCCGGCCCACCCCUUUCUUCAUGGACCCUAUUUACAGCAGGGUUGAGAAGAGGAAGAUGAACGAUCCGUUUGAGGCUCUGAAAGACAAGUACAUGCGGCCAGCCCCAGGCUUCCUGUUCCAUCCACAGUUUCGUAUGCCAGAUCAGAGAACCUGGAUGUCGGCCAUUGAGAACAUGGCUGAGAAGCUAGAGACAUUUGGUUCACUCAAACCUGAGUCAGGUGACCUGAUGCGGUCUGUCCCCUCCAUGUUUGACUUUCGAGCCCCGCCCACUGCUCUCCCCGAGACAUUACUGCGCAAGGGCAAGGAGCGCUACACCUGCAGGUACUGCGGUAAAAUAUUCCCACGGUCUGCCAACUUGACCCGCCACUUAAGGACACAUACAGGAGAGCAACCAUACAGGUGUAAGUACUGUGACCGCUCGUUCAGCAUCUCAUCCAAUCUGCAGCGUCACAUCCGCAACAUCCACAACAAGGAGAAGCCCUUUAAGUGUCACCUGUGUGACCGCUGCUUCGGCCAGCAGACCAACCUGGACCGCCACCUCAAGAAGCACGAGAACGGAAACCUCUCAGGCACGGCGGCUUCUUCCCCGAGGUCAGAGUUGGACAGCAGCAGUGCCAUCCUGGACGACAAAGAAGACUCCUACUUCAAUGAAAUACGAAACUUCAUCGGCAACACAGGCCAGACGGAGCCGUCCCCUGACCAUUCUGAGGAAGGGUUAAACAGUGGUCCCUUCGAGGAGGAGAAGCCCCUGAUGGUCAGUCACACGUCACAUGACCUGGAUGAGGAGGAAGGGGAGGAGCUUGGCGGCGAGGAGGAUGAAGGGGAGCACAGCGACUCUGCGGCUGGGAAACCUGGAGACGAGGCUCUCCCAGACAACCUAGACGAUGAAAUCAUACACAAUGAUAUAGACUUUGACGGACCAAGUGAUUUGGAACUCAACUGUAAGACCUCCCCAAGGAGGUACGAGGAAGAGGAUCAGAGUAGCUACUCUGCGCUGGAUCACAUCCGUCACUUCUCUGACAUGCGGAAGAUGGAGGACAGUGAGUUCAGUGACGGGGACAGCACCUCCUUUCGCUCCCCCAGCCUGUCUGACGCUGUCAAACAGCCCCUGUACAGAAAAUCCAAGUCCCAGGCAUAUGCCAUGAUGCUUUCUCUGGCUGACAAGGACGCACUCCACCAAGCCAAUCACACGCCAGCCACCAUGUGGCACAGCCUGGCCCGGGCCGCUGCCGAGUCCAGCGCCAUCCAAUCCCUCAGUCACGUAUGAUACUCUGACCCCGCCCCCACCUCCUGACCCUGGCCUAUCGCACUGGGAGGCCUCGGGGGCCAGCAGCGUGGCGCCUGGCCCAUCAGACUGCCAAGCAGAACCAUGGCCCAUCAGACUGCCGAGCAGAACCAUGGCCCAUCAGACUGCCGAGCAGAACCAUGGCCCAUCAGACUGCCGAGCAGAACCAUGGCCCAUCAGACUGCCGAGCAGAACCAUGGCCCAUCAGACUGCCGAGCAGAACCAUGGCCCAUCAGAAUGCCUUACAUAUGAGCAGGGUCACCGCCCAGACAGAACCAACCAUCCAACCCCUCCAAGAGAUCAAACGAAACGUCCUACCUUAAAUUGGUUAUGUUCAAUAUCGACAGGAAUGAUGACGAUAGUGAUUAUUGAUUAUGAUGAAAAUAAUAAUGAGGAUGGGUAAUAAUAGUUGUAUUUAUUCUGAGUUUCUUUGUUUUGCACAGAAGUGUUGGGCUGGCGGGGAGGGAUGAUGGAGGUGAUGUUGUCACAUUGUGAGGUUACAUUGCUAUAGCAUGUCCUGUGUCCACUCAGUGGGAACAGUUGCAAAGUCUUCAUUUAUGUGAGGCUGGUCGUAAUUUUGAGAACGCAGUCAACCAUAGUUUGAUGUGUACAUAGUACAAACUCCUUUCAUCCCUACCUAGCUCCUCUUAGAAUCACAUAGCCCUAACUAGACCUAUGUUGACAGACACAUACAGCUACUUAACCCCUUCCAAACAGAGCUACAGCUACUUAACCCCUCAGACACACCUACAGCUACUUAACCCCUCAUAGACACACCAACAGUAUACUUAACCCCUUAUAGACACACCUACAGCUACUUAACAUCUCACAGACACACCUACAGCUACUUAACCCCUCACAGACACACCUACAGCUACUUAACCCCUCACAGACACACCUACAGCUACUUAACCCCUCAUAGACACACCUACAUCUACUUAACCCCUUUUAGAAACACCUACUUAAUCCCUCACAGACACACCUACAUCUACUUAACACCUCACAGACACACCUACAGCUACGUAACACCUCACAGACACACCUACAGCUACUUAACUCCUCAUAGACACACCUACAGCUACUUAACCCCUUUUAGACACACCUACUUAAUCCCUCCCAGACACACCUACAUCUACUUAACCCCUCAUAGACACACCUAUAGCUACUUAACCCCUAAUAGACACAGCCCUUCUCUGCUGAAUGGAAAUGUGUUAUGAACAUGAAAACACACAGUUGUUUUCCAUCAACAUAUUUCAUAAAUGUUAGAAUACUGGGAAGGGUGGGGCUAAUUAACAACACAGGUCCAAAUAAACUUCACCUUACCGAGCCUGACAGCGCAAGUUGCGCAUUACAACAACACUGUUGAUGAAUGAAGAAUAGAAAGAAACAUUGAAAAUGGAGAAGAAAAAAACAGACUCAUUUUACAACCCAAGAGUUUGCAUUGCUGUGUGUGUCUGCACAAUCACAGCACUACAAGAGCCUGGAACUGGCUUUGAAAUUGCACUCCAUCCCUCCCGCCUGCGCUCUCUGUGAAACCAUUGAAAUAGUUUGUCUUUUAGUGGAAGAAAAGAAGAAACCACACAUCUUUUUUACUUUAAAAAAGUAGAACAUUGUUAAACAGUAAAAAGGGCAUUGCUCCCCCUUCUUCAAACCCCAAACUCAUCAUAGUUGGCCAACGAUACCACUAAAUAGCCUGAAUGCUAGUCGUUAGCAACUCCAUCCUUGUGUGUCUUUCAUUUUUUUAGACAAUCAUGUUGUUGAUUUUUGUUUUUUGUUUUCAUUUUUGUUGUUGUUGAUGUUAUUGCUGUUGUAUGUUGGAAAUCGUAUUUAUUUCUUGGCAAACUGUAGUUUGUUUACUGAAUAGCACUGCUCUUACCCUUAGCGAAGGGGAGAUUCCUCGCUACUCCAGAACUCAAUGGGGUUUGUAGAUGACGUUUGAGUACCGGAUAGUAUUAAACAUACCAUUCACUCUUUAUUCUUCUAAUGAAACUGGUUGAUGAUGAAUAGAUAUUACUUAGGAUUUUUGUAUGACAGUUUAUUGAUUCAAUUGUAAAUGAAAAAAACAUUAUAAAGAAAUGACGAAUAAAAAAAAAAAAAGCCAGGUAUAAUUUCUUCAUAAUCGCAUGAUUGGUCUGAUCUGUGUCUGACGUUUUUCUACGGUUGUCAGCAAGCUUGUGUGACGUUCAGUCCAUGUUAAUCCCUUGUGCCAAACCUAUAAUAAAUAACAGAUUAUAUUCAUUUAUCUUCACAUUUUGAGGGACCAGAUUUUUUUUUUCGUCGUUGUUGUUUUUUGUUUAUAAUCCAUUUAAAAAAGUAAUCAGCGAGUUGAGGUACUUUGUUUUAAUGCUUUCUACGAUGUAACUGUAAUGCAUUUCAAUUCAAUACUGUGGGAGGAGCAACUAAGAAAUAAAAGACUACAAUGUGG
This is a messenger RNA of Esox lucius (northern pike), 6663 nucleotides long. RefSeq names its product MDS1 and EVI1 complex locus (gene mecom). Gene Ontology annotation, cellular component: nucleus. Gene Ontology annotation, molecular function: DNA-binding transcription factor activity; protein binding; RNA polymerase II cis-regulatory region sequence-specific DNA binding. Gene Ontology annotation, biological process: regulation of transcription by RNA polymerase II. The record is from RefSeq and is a predicted model, not a curated record. NCBI's taxonomy places the organism in Eukaryota, Metazoa, Chordata, Actinopteri, Esociformes, Esocidae. The transcript has 16 exons. Bases 924 to 4220 code for a protein of 1098 amino acids.